Necator americanus (New World hookworm) is the source of this 285-nucleotide messenger RNA. RefSeq lists its product as uncharacterized. The coding region runs from base 1 to 285 and encodes 94 amino acids. The record is from RefSeq and is a predicted model, not a curated record. NCBI's taxonomy places the organism in Eukaryota, Metazoa, Nematoda, Chromadorea, Rhabditida, Ancylostomatidae. The transcript has 3 exons.
AUGCGAUGGCCAUUCGCCUCGAUGUCUUGGCCCGGGCUGGGUCCAUCACCGUCACUGUCGACGAUGGUUCUGUUCGCCUGCGCGACUCGCCUUAUUCCAGCUGGUUCUGAUGACCCUGACCUGCCUGCCUACACCUGGCUGCCGCCCGAGCGGCAGUUGCCUCGUGAUCCGUGCCGUCCGUCCGCAGGACCUCAUCUGAACGUUGAGCCGUUGAAGGCGAAGUGCAAGCCUAUCAUGCCUCAAAGCGAGUUCUACGAGCUUUGGCACAUGUUAGGCCGGCAGUGA